This is a messenger RNA of Protopterus annectens (West African lungfish), 3988 nucleotides long. Its product is annotated as cAMP-dependent protein kinase catalytic subunit beta. The coding region runs from base 724 to 1749 and encodes 341 amino acids. Gene Ontology annotation, molecular function: ATP binding; cAMP-dependent protein kinase activity. Gene Ontology annotation, biological process: peptidyl-serine phosphorylation. The record is from RefSeq and is a predicted model, not a curated record. Lineage: Eukaryota; Metazoa; Chordata; Ceratodontiformes; Protopteridae. The transcript has 11 exons. Gene Ontology annotation, cellular component: cAMP-dependent protein kinase complex; nucleus.
UUUUGGAACAGAAAAUAAUAAUUAGCCUAAUCAGAAUGUUACUGGAUUGUGGGAGCAGGCAGGUUGCAGUGUAUCUUGCCGUAGUAUAAUGAACUGUUUUAUUCAUUUUUGGAAUAAUGUAAUGUAGAUGGCAUUAUUCAUGAUGACAGGGAAGAAGUGCAUGUUAAAUUUGUGCUGCAUUGAAGGCUUAACUCUUUAAACCACAAUAGAAGCUUGCAUACACAAAUGCUUUGAUACUCUUGUGGGUGUUUAAUGGUUUAUAAUUGUAACUGGUGGGAUACAAGUCAAGUGUUAAUUUUGGUUUGAUAUUGUUGCUAUGGGAACUCCUGAUACUUGAUGUAAUUGAGAACAUCUUUAACAUCCUGGUGUGCCUACAUCCUACAUGGCAUUUUAAGUUGUCUUAGAAGUGCUGGAGAUGCGACAUGGCUUAGGAGGCUGAACUUUUAUCUCUGUAACAGUCCUGCAUAAUAACAUGGUGUUGAUUAUUGACUUAUGCUGUGCUAAGUCCUGGUUUUACACGUUGGACGCAACUGUCUUCUUGGAGAAACAACAUUUUCUUAAGUAUUUUAGCGUGCUGCUAUUUCCAGAAAAAAUGGACUGUCGCUGAAAAUGGUCUAAUAAUCUAUGUACGGAAAGCUGAAACCUAAGGGUUCUUUGGUAAGACUUCACAGGGCAUCAAUGUAGAUUUGUGGUUGGCAUGCUUCUGAACAACAGCCUUUCAUCAUGAAUGAGACCUUUGUGAAAGAAUUUCUAGCCAAAGCCAAAGAAGAUUUUUUACGAAAAUGGGAAAGUCCACCACAGAAUACUGCUUCCUUAGAUGAUUUCGAAAGAAUAAAAACCCUUGGAACAGGCUCAUUUGGAAGAGUUAUGUUGGUAAAACAUAAAGGCGCAGAGCAGUACUACGCAAUGAAGAUUCUGGAUAAACAGAAAGUAGUCAAACUCAAACAAAUAGAGCACACACUGAAUGAAAAGCGAAUAUUACAAGCAGUUAACUUUCCAUUUCUUGUAAAAUUGGAGCAUUCAUUUAAGGAUCAUUCAAAUUUAUAUAUGGUGAUGGAAUAUGUUCCUGGUGGUGAAAUGUUCUCACAUCUUAGAAGAAUUGGAAGAUUCAGUGAACCUCAUGCACGUUUUUAUGCAGCUCAGAUAGUACUAACAUUUGAGUACCUCCAUUCAUUAGACCUUAUCUACAGAGAUUUGAAACCAGAAAACCUUUUAAUCGAUCAGCAAGGGUAUAUUCAGGUAACAGACUUUGGUUUUGCUAAAAGAGUCAAAGGCAGAACAUGGACACUGUGCGGCACACCAGAAUACCUAGCACCAGAAAUUAUUCUUAGCAAGGGCUACAACAAAGCAGUGGAUUGGUGGGCAUUAGGAGUAUUAAUCUAUGAAAUGGCAGCUGGCUAUCCUCCAUUUUUUGCAGAUCAGCCUAUUCAGAUCUAUGAAAAAAUUGUUACAGGAAAGGUACGGUUCCCUUCACAUUUUAGUUCAGAUCUGAAAGACUUACUGAGGAAUUUGCUCCAGGUAGACUUGACUAAACGAUACGGCAACCUUAAGAAUGGUGUAAAUGACAUUAAAAAUCACAAAUGGUUUGCAACUACAGAUUGGAUUGCCAUCUACCAGAGAAAGGUGGAAGCCCCGUUCAUACCAAAGUGCAGAGGACCCGGAGAUACCAGCAACUUUGAUGACUAUGAAGAAGAAGAUAUACGUGUUUCUGUUACAGAAAAAUGUGCACGAGAAUUUGCUGAUUUUUAGUGUACGAAUGCAUUUGAGAGUGAAUGAGACAACUGGAUGACAUCAGGGCUCAUAUACUGGAUCCUUGCACUCAGCUAACAGACGGGGUAGAGCUGUGACCAUCUAAUUUGUUAAACCCCUUACCUAGUUCAUUCCACAAGGCUGACUGAGGUCCUUUUUUGCCGUGUUCCAUACGUGCAGUUUGCACCAGUACUCUACACAGGUACAGCUACGCAAGCACUCACUGUGCAUUGACAGACAAUACUAGACCACUCUUAACAUUUUUCCUCUUUUCUUUUGUGUCUUAGUGUUUUGUUUUCCCCUUUUUAAACUACAAGUUUUACAAAAAGCUUAAACUUUUUAUGUUGAUAUGAAGUGACUGUGCAAAUGUUUUGAGAGAUGAUUGAGCUUGUAUGAUUUAAGCCAGAGGGAAAGAUUUGUUGCUUUUAGUGUUUGCCACCCAAUCUGUGUGUGAAUUAGAGGAAUAUUUAAAACACGCCUCUUAAAAUUUCAACUAGAUUCAAAUUAUAAUAUUUUGGCAUCUUAUAAAAUCAGUACUUUUAACUUGUGUGUGUGUGUGUAUAUAUAUAUAUAUAUAUAUAUAUAUAUAUAUAUAUAUAUAUAUAUAUAUAUAUAUAUAUAUAUAUAUUUAUUUAAUGAACGAACAAUGGAAUGCAAAUCUUUUGUGGACCUGACCGAAAUUAUAUCAAAUUGAUUGGAUGGCAGAUGCAAGGUAGAGUGAUACUGUGCCUUGAUUACUUUGUUACUACUUCCACUGCCUCUCUUGGUUUUGAUGUUAGUGUGGACAUCAUCCAUGCCUAAUAUAACAUGGCAGCUGUAGACCAUAAUGCAAUAGUAAGGAAGCAUUCCUGAUUACCUUUGUCUUGUUAGCAUAAUUAGCUGUGUUGCACCAGCAUGUCAGCCUGUAUUUAAAUGGGUAAGUUUCUUUACACUCCUCUGAGCUGAAGCAUCAAGCAAACCAGUGUUUUAAACUGAAAUGCAGCUUAAAAAACACUGUAUGCUGGAGACUGGGACAUCUAAGAUGUUACUAUUCUGCAGAUCUGUCAACUACAGAAUAACGCUAUGGUGGGCAUGUUUUGCAACAUGCUUAAUAAAAAAAGAACAUCUUACAGAAGCAUGAAGUACAUAGUGAGAGGAGCAUUGUUACAUUUGUCUACAAAUCAGGAAUAACUGAAGGUUGCGGCCAGUUUUACACUGAUGCAUAUUGUUUGUAAACCUGAAGAUGGGGCACAUGCAUUGCAAAAAAUCACUUUUAUUUAUUAUCAGGGCUUCAUUCAUACUUAAGAAAGCAAGUGGAAAAUGAGAAGCAAAUGCUGCCAUAUUUCUGUUGUAUAAGUCAUUUUCCAUGUCUUUGUUUUCUUUCCGAGACAAGAUAUUGUGUCAUUCAUAUAUAGUUUUCUGGGCUUAGUUAUGUUAUGUAGAGUCUCACCAACUGACUUACAACUUUGAAACAGUAGUGUUGCCAUGUGCUAGCUUCAGCACUUUUUUUACACAUUUAUUUCAGUAUUUGUUAAAAGUUAAGUGGCUCGGCACAGUUUUGCAUUUUAAUUUAUCCAUGCUAGUUUUUUGUACUUAAUAUCCGAACAACCUGUCUUAAAACAAGUUUGAAUGGUUUAGAAUGAAGAACGCUCAUUUUUUAUGAACCGUGUUGUAUGUGUAAGUGUAUGUAUGAGUACAUAUAAAUAUAUAAUAUAUGCACAUGCAUACACACACACAUAUACAAAUAGGCAUAGAUGAAGAACUGAGUUUUUAUUAAACUGCUCUAUAUUGAUAUAUAGCCAUUGUAUUUGUCAAAUGUCUGUGCAGAUACAGCACUGACAAGACUUCCUUUUAGUAUGUAUGACACUCCUUGAAGAAACAGCCUUUGUAGACAUUUUACAGAUCAGUAUGAAAUAUUAUUUCCAGCAUAUUCUGUAUGUCCUUAGGCAACUGAGCAAUUUUUGCACAACAAUGUCCUUAGAAGGCUGACACUUCAGCCUUUGUCCACACUUAAUAGUACUUGUAUGUGCAAAGGAAGUAUAAUAUAACUUUGCUGUAGCAGAUUUUAUGUAAUAAAAAGAUAUAUAUGUCACAUUAAUAAAUUUAAAAUAAAUUACUUUGUAUGAAAAUGUUAAAAAUCUUUUGUAUUUCAUUUAGACCAAGGACAUUCUGUUCUAUGCUAGCUGUAUGCGAUAAAUUCUAUAGUAACUUUGUUGUUGUUUAUGGAUUUAAAAGAUUUUAAUAAAUGCUGGAGAUCACA